Messenger RNA from Closterium sp. NIES-65, 1161 nucleotides. The record is from the annotation of a GenBank genome assembly. Lineage: Eukaryota; Viridiplantae; Streptophyta; Zygnematophyceae; Desmidiales; Closteriaceae.
AUGGCUGGCCUGGACGAUGCGCAGGCGGUCGAGACCCGAUCGCGGCGAAAGGGCAGAGCGUCCCGGGCCAGUAGUGACGUUGAGGAGGUGCAGGCGAUCACGCCGACUACAGAGGACCAGCCUAUGGCUGAAGAGCCAGAGGACCGAACAGAGGACUACACGGAUGACGACGAGUCCGUUGACGAUGAUGCUGUGUAUGAACCUGGAUCCGAUACUUUCGGCGAAGAUGAUGGAUGGGAGGAUGUCAACCGUGCAGAGGAGACUCGAGAAGUGCGGCUGCAGAUAUGCAGCGCCAACGCUGUCGGGGCCGUCGACGCGGAGGCAGCCUGCACGCCCAUUGUCGCCAUCGCACCGCAAGGGGAGGAGGACACCGAGGCCGUGAAGGAACGCCUGAUAGACGAGUUAAUGGAAGGCGAAGAUGAGGACGACGAGGAAGGAAACGGUGGUGGUCAGUCGUCAAGCAACGAUCCGUGUGGCAAGAACGGAUCAGAGGAGGAGCAGGCCACAAAAGCGCCACAUUCGAGGAAGCGGAUAGAUGCAGCCGAUGGCCAAGCCACACGCGUGGAAUUUGAUGCGUUGCGUGAUUCCCAGAAUGAUACCGCGAAGACACUGGCUCGUCUUGAGUCACACGUACUGACCAUCAUCCGCCUUGGCGAACGGCGUAAGCGCAAGCGGGCGUCCACAAGUGCCGCAGCUUCGCUCGGCCGAGAAGCUUUGAAGCGGAAACGCCAGUCAGAUGAUGACGAAGAAUCAACGUGCGAUGAGGACGACUUGCCGGCGAAAGUGGCACGGCACGCGCGUCACGACAAGUCGCCAGUGCUCCAAACCGCCCUUGACAUCCUUCCAGUGGAGAAGGCUUGGAAGAUCACGGACGCCAUUGUCAACUGGGAGAAGCGCAAGGGGAAACUGCACAACUCUCCGUGCGAGAAUGGCGCUUCUGUGCAGAGGAUUCAGAAGCUGGCCUUCGAUGCCAUUGCGGAUGCAGUAUGCCGGAAUGAAGUGCCCUACGACGAGGAGAAGAAGUCCUGGAAGUGGGGCAGGCAUGGGCUCCGCCUUUCAUCUUGCGGCCUGGAAUGCCUCCUGGAAGAUGAAGCAGCCUCCGAAGACGAAAAAUAUGAGUCCUCCGCGUCGGAGGCAUCGGAUAGUGAAACAGAUGGUUGA